This is a messenger RNA of Tripterygium wilfordii, 2117 nucleotides long. RefSeq names its product pentatricopeptide repeat-containing protein At2g35030, mitochondrial. The transcript is spliced from 2 exons. The coding region runs from base 199 to 2091 and encodes 630 amino acids. Gene Ontology annotation, biological process: RNA modification. The record is from RefSeq and is a predicted model, not a curated record. NCBI's taxonomy places the organism in Eukaryota, Viridiplantae, Streptophyta, Magnoliopsida, Celastrales, Celastraceae. Gene Ontology annotation, molecular function: protein binding; RNA binding.
AGAGCCCAAGAGCAACUCAACGGUCCCCUAGAAUGGGCCGAGGAAAGAAGAGGAGGGGACUACACUUCGAAAGAAUGGAGAAUCCCAGGCCUCGCUUGAAUCGGGCUGCUCGGCUGCUCCUUUGCCUUUGCUGGAAGCAAAGAAACACUAGUGCUUCAGCUCCAAUCGUAUCAGAUGGAACCCAAACAGGCCUGAAAAAUGCUGGCUUUUUUUCGUUGUCCAAGACUACGCGUCUUGAGCUGUAUCCAAGCUGACAAACUUCUCUAUUAUUCUAUAAACUAUUCAAUCGCGCACAAAAUUGAAUUCCCCGAGAGAGAUUACAGCGCCAAUCCAGCCGUAGCACACUCCAAUCAUGUGAUUACAAAGCUAAGCAGAGAAGGGAGAAUCAAUGAGGCGCGGAACGUGUUCGAUGAAAUGUGUGCCAGAGAUGUGGUUACGUGGACGACAGUGAUAACUGGGUAUGUCAAAUGUGGGUUGAUGGAAGAAGCGAGGAAACUUUUUGAUAGAGUUGAUGCGAAGAAGAAUGUGAUAACAUGGACAUCCAUGGUUUCAGGGUACGUGAGAUUGAAGCGGAUUUCUGAAGCGGAAAGGUUGUUUGAAGAUAUGCCAGAGAGAAAUGUGGUUUCUUGGAACACAAUGGUAGAUGGGUAUGCACAACAUGGGAUGAUUGAUAAGGCGCUUAUGUUGUUUGAGAAAAUGCCUGCGAGAAAUGUGGUUUCGUGGAAUAUGAUUAUAACAGCAUUGGAGCAAUGUGGGAGGAUUGAUAAAGCGAGGCAGUUGUUUGAUAUGAUGCCUACAAGGAAUGUGGUUUCUUGGACUGCUAUGGUUUCAGGAUUAGCAAGGAAUGGAAGGAUUCAGGAGGCUAGAGAGGUUUUUGAGAGGAUGCCUGCGAGAAGCGUGGUUUCUUGGAAUGCCAUGAUUAAUGGAUAUGUGCAGAAUUUGAGGCUAGAUGAGGCUGUUGAGUUGUUUGAGAGGAUGCCAGAGAGGGAUAUGCCCUCAUGGAAUAUUAUGAUCACAGGGUAUAUUCAGAAUAACAAUUUGACGAGAGGGAGGAAUUUGUUUGAUCAAAUGCGACGAAAGAAUGUGGUUUCAUGGACUACAAUGAUCAUGGGGUAUGUACAAGAUGGCCAAAGUGAGGAAGCAUUAAAGAUUUUUUCAUAUAUGUUGGCAGAUGGUGAGGUGAGGCCUAAUCAAGGGACUUUUGUGUGUGUCUUGGGUGCUUGUUGUGACUUAGCUGGUUUGAAUGAGGGACAGCAAGUUCAUCAGAUGAUAAAUAAAACAAUCUAUCUGGAAAAUGAAAAUAUUGUUUCAGCACUCAUAAGUAUGUACUCGAAAUGUGGGGACUUAGGUACUGCUAGGAGAAUGUUUGAUGAUGGAGUGACAAGCCAGAGAGACUUGGUAUCCUGGAAUUGUAUGAUAGCAGCCUAUGCUCAUCAUGGAUAUGGAAAUGAAGCAAUCAUUUUGUUCAAUAAAAUGCAGGAUUUUGGGUUCAAGCCCAAUGAUGUCACUUAUGUUGGUUUGCUCACUGCAUGCAGCCAUGCUGGCUUAGUAGAGGAGGGCCUGAAGUUCUUUGAAGAGCUUUUGUACAACACAUGCAUACAGUUGAGAGAGGAUCACUACUCCUGCUUGGUGGAUCUCUAUGGUCGUGCAGGGAGGUUAAAAGAUGCUAUUGAUUUCAUCAAACAGAUUGGGACUGAGGUGUCAUCGUCUGUGUGGGGGGCACUUCUUGCUGCAUGUCAUGUCCAUGGGGACGUGAACCUAGGGAAGCUGGUUGCAAAAGAGCUUUUAGAAGUGGAGCCGGAGAAUUCAGGUGCGCACUUGUUGCUGUCAAAUAUAUAUGCUUCAACCGGGAAAUGGAGCGAAGCAAAAGGAAUGAGGUUAAAAAUGAUGGACAAGGGUUUGAAAAAGCAGCCCGGUUGUAGCUGGAUUGAAGUUGGGAACAGAUUUCAUGUAUUUAUAGUUGGUGACAAGUCUCAUUCUCAUCGCAAGAUAAUUUAUUCCUUACUCUGCGAUCUCCAUGCAAAAAUGAAGUUGCCUGGAUUAAUACCAAAUAAUGUUUCAAUGCCGGAUGAGAAUUUUGCAGUGACAUGAUUAUUGUCUCUCUCUUUUUUUUCAAA